AUGGCAACUCAUAUCCUGGACAUGUUUGAUAUUCGAGGAGAAUGGCGAGCAAUCGCAAUCAGCCUAUUUAUCACAAUUCUUGCCUUCCAGUUUGGGUUCGACUCAACCUAUUAUUCUGGCAUUCUUGAUAUGGACCCUUUCACCAUAGCGUACGGACACCAGAACCGCGCGACCGAUAGCUAUGUCCUGGGCUCUAGCAUCCAGUCACUCCAUACUAGCAUCAUUAAUGUUGGAGAGCUUGUUGCUGCUACUAGCCUCGGCUUGUUGCUCGUUGAGAGAUUGCUCAUGACGCUUCGGUCGACGGACGAUGUUGCUUGUUUCCCCUCCUUGGUCUGUGCUGUGUUGUUCAUUGUCGGUGGGGUCGGGACGGCAUCGGCCAAGACUAUGGGCUUGGGUCGACUCAUCGUGGCCAUGGUCUACAUCUUCAUGGUUGCGUUCAAUUCUGGCUCUGGGACCGGCAGUGUGAGUGGUCACAUCGUGAAUCUCGAUCAGCCCCAACCGCAGCAAACUGAUGGCCAUGUCGACCGUCGUGUGGGUCUAGUUUCUGCUGCCGGGGACUGCCGGUCGCUCCCUGGAGGACAUGCAGGCGAUGUUCGAAAUAAAGUCCCAGCGCGAAAGUUCAAGUCAUAUGACAUCCCUCAGGCUUCACGCCUUGUUACCCUGGUGAACAAGAAGGAAGCACGGGCUACAGAAUGGAGAGCGUUCCCGGAAAUGGCGGCUGUCAGCGGGGAUGCGCACAUCGGCCCUAAUGCAUGGCAGCCUAUUUCACCUCCUUUUUCCGGCAUCAUCGUGGGGAAGAUGAGCAUACAUCGGUACUUCCUGUGGUUGUUGCUGCCAGAUCAUCGCGUUCUGAGACAUGGUAUCCAAGGCAAUGGAUUAGGGCGCACAGAGCAACAGCCCUUCUUUGGUCGGGUCAUCGCCGCUUUGAGCCUCUUGUCCCGGGCAACAUUCAGUCAGCGAGUAAGACAGACAUCAUACGAGGUCUACCCAAACGAUAGGGUUAUUUUUAUCCACCGAGCCAGGUCCUUGGAGUACAAGAAAUACGAGGGAGCGGGCUUGGCCGGAGAUCAGUGA
Molecule: messenger RNA, 1074 nt
Organism: Aspergillus homomorphus CBS 101889
Lineage: Eukaryota; Fungi; Ascomycota; Eurotiomycetes; Eurotiales; Aspergillaceae
Exons: 7
Coding region: 1-1074 (357 amino acids)
Source: RefSeq, a predicted model, not a curated record